Purpureocillium takamizusanense is the source of this 177-nucleotide messenger RNA. RefSeq lists its product as uncharacterized. Lineage: Eukaryota; Fungi; Ascomycota; Sordariomycetes; Hypocreales; Ophiocordycipitaceae. The record is from RefSeq and is a predicted model, not a curated record. The transcript has a single exon. Bases 1 to 177 code for a protein of 58 amino acids.
AUGCACGUCAACCUAUUCCUCUGCGCCGCCGUCUACAUAUUUGUUAGGGCGACCGCCGACGCCGCCACCGCCGAUAAAAUCCUCGACGCGAGGGUGGUACAAGGCUCCUCUGAGGAUGAAGCGGGGAAGAAGGCGGCGAAACUCAACAAUCGAGAUGUGAUUGCAGGUGUAUGUUAA